This is a messenger RNA of Danio aesculapii, 7780 nucleotides long. It is a transcript of the gene sgsm1a, whose product is annotated as small G protein signaling modulator 1a. The record is from RefSeq and is a predicted model, not a curated record. Lineage: Eukaryota; Metazoa; Chordata; Actinopteri; Cypriniformes; Danionidae. Gene Ontology annotation, molecular function: GTPase activator activity. Gene Ontology annotation, biological process: activation of GTPase activity.
UGCUGGUCUUCUGUGGAGUAGAGAGAGCGAGCAGCACAAUAACAAUCAUGGCAAACACAACAGCAGAAGCCGAAACCCGCCAGAGACUCCUGCGAAACGUGAAGAAAGAGGUCAAGCAGAUCAUGGAGGAAGCGGUCACAAGGAAGUUUGUUCAUGAAGACAGCAGCCAUAUCGUCUCAUUCUGCGCUGCCGUUGAAGCCUGUGUGCUUCAUGGGUUGAAGCGGAGAGCUGCUGGCUUUUUAAGAAGCAACAAGAUAGCGGCACUCUUCACAAAAGUGGCCAAAAAUUUCCCUCCGGCUGAAGAGCUGUGCAGAAAAGCCCAGGAGCUGGAGCUGGUCUUUGAGAGCAGGCGAAGUCAGUCUCUCUCAUACAGUGAGAGCACCCGGAAGAUGCCCAAAGUCCUGAACUUCUCUCCUCAGGCCGUCAGACAUGUGUGGAUCCAUGCUGCACUCCUUGAGAAAGUGCUGGACAAGAUUGUACUGUACCUGGUGGAAAACAGCAGUAAGUUUUAUGAAAAAGAGGCUAUCCUAAUGGACCCAGUUGAUGGCCCAAUCCUCGCUUCUUUGCUAGUGGGCCCCUGUGCAUUAGAGUACACUAAAAUGAAGACAGCAGAUCAUUUCUGGACAGAUCCUUCAGCUGAUGAGUUGGUGCAAAGGCAUCGUAUUCACAGUGGCCACUGCCGACAAGACUCGCCUACAAAGAGACCAGCCCUCUGCAUUCAGAAAAGGCACUCCAGUAGCAGUAUGGAUGAAAGGCCAUCUCCCUCCCCCUCCGCCAGAGACUGUGAGUCUCUUCAUCAGAAUUCCAGAGCGACCCUCCUGUUCGGCAAGAACAAUGUUCUGGUGCAGCCGAGGGAUGAUAUGGAAGCAGUCCCAGGAUACCUCUCUCUGCACCAGACGGCUGACUGCAUGACUCUGAAAUGGACGCCAAAUCAGCUAAUGAACGGCUCCGUGGUAGAUCUUGACUAUGAGAAAAGUGUUUACUGGGACUAUGCCAUGACCAUCCGCCUGGAGGAGAUUGUGUAUUUGCACUGUCAUCAGCAGGUGGACUGUGGGGGAACAGUGGUUCUGGUUAGUCAGGAUGGGAUUCAGAGACCUCCGUUGCGUUUUCCUCGUGGUGGUCAUCUUCUUCAGUUCCUCUCCUGUCUGGAAAAUGGUCUGCUCCCUCACGGCCAAUUAGACCCACCACUGUGGUCCCAAAGAGGAAAGGGUAAAGUAUUUCCUAAGCUAAAAAAGAGAUGUCCACAAGGAUCGUCAGAGUCGGUCUCGGACAAAGAAGAGGAAGAAGCCACAGAUUAUGUCUUCCGCAUUGUUUUCCCAAACAGCCAGUCAGAAUUUGUGGCACCUGAAUUGAUAGAUCAGGGAGCAAAUAUGUGGCACCCGACACCAAGGAAAUCAUCGUGCUCUUCCUGCUCGCAGAGUAGUUUCUCUGAUGGAGCACAGCCCAAUGGGUGCAACCAUGAAAGGACCCCUCUGAAGUUGCUGUGUGACAAUAUGAAGAACCAAAUCAUCUCCCGGGCUUUCUACGGAUGGCUGGCGUACUGUCGUCACCUGUCCACGGUUCGCACUCACCUGUCUGGCCUGGUCAAUCACACUAUUGUGGAGCCAGAUGUGCCCAGUGACGCUUAUAGUGGCCUCACAACAGAAGUGUGGCAGAAGUUUCUUCAAGAUUGCAGUACCUAUGAAGAAAAGGAGUUGCUUCGGCUAGUUUAUUUCGGUGGAGUUGAGCCUUCUUUACGGAAAGAGGUUUGGCCCUUCCUGUUGGGUCAUUACCAGUUUGGAAUGUCGGAGACGGAGAGAAAAGAGGUGGAUGAGCAGAUGCGAGCGUGCUAUGAACAGACUAUGAGUGAAUGGCUGGGUUGCGAAGCCAUUGUUAAGCAGAAAGAGAAAGAACAGCACGCAGUGGCAUUAGCCAAAUGUUCAUCUGGGGCAAGUAUGGACAGCACCACACAGAGAAUAAUGCACCGCGACUCCACUAUCAGUAAUGAGUCCUCGCAAAGCUGUAGUUCUGAAAGGCAAAGAGAUUCCAGGCUUCAGAGUGACUCCAGCAGUGGCACCCAGGUGUUUGAGUCUGUUGAAGAGGUCGAGCAAAUCGAGUCUGAGCCCAAGAACGACGAUGUCAAACAGGUUUGCAAAAUCUCAAACGGAACUCCCCAAAAUGGCACCAGCUCUCCAGACUCCGGCCACCCCUCUUCCAGAAACUUCUCUGUCACCUCCGGUCAGUCAGACUCCUUGAGCACAGAAGACAGCGGGAUACAUGAGCCAAACCUUAAAACCCAACCGCAACUAGCAGCAUCAAAGGAAAAGGCUGCGAGUUGCAGAGAGGAAGGUAAGGAGACUGAGGAACCUGAGACCAAAAUGGUGAUGAAACAGGGGGUAAGAGAAGAUAAUAAAACUGAGCUUAACAAAGUGUUAUUAGAUGAAGUGGUUACAGAGGAAAGCAAAAAGGCCACUGAGGACUCUGAAGUCAAAACGGAUAGUAUAAAAACAGCCCAAGAUGCCUUUGUGGCUUCUACAGCAGCUCACAGCCCGAUGACCAAAAUGGAAGUGGGCGAAUCUCCAGAGAGAUGUUUGACAUCGGGAAAUGAAGCACCGACACGGCAUACUGAGCCAGAUAUUCCCAAAGCAACAGAGGUCAUGGAAUCGACUCCUGCAGAGCGGAAGAUGAAUGAGACUCGAGUAAGAGCGGACAUUGAAAGGCCCCACAAGGGAAUUAAAGAUAUUACAGCAAUCCGAGAGCAACCUUUGAUAGCAAAAGAUCUUAAGGUAUCAGAUGUGCUUGAACAGAAGGUUGUAGCUGACAUUCGGGUGUCUGUUUCAAAGGACAACGAUACAGAGAAAGAAACAACGAAAACCAAUGAAACAAGCAAGGAUAAAGACUCUAAGACAUGGAUGGAUAAGGAGAACAAUGUUAGAGUGUUAAAACCAAUUGAUGAGAAGACCAAUGAUUUAGCUGAUGAAGCUGGACAGACAGGAAAAAGAAAAGCAGAUAUGCAAAGGAAAGCUCCUGUGGUUGAGGAGACUGUCCCUUUGGUCCAUGAAGCUUUUAGCAAUAGAAAGAUGAGUGAAGCCCAAGAUGAAACCGAGUCAGACGAGUCUCCCUCUGCCAUCGAGAUGGAAGAGAUUCCUUCGGCUAAAGUGUGGGAAAGGAAAAGUUCACCCAAAAGAAGAACAACUGAGCAAGCAACUAUUCCUGCAUUGAAGCUCCGACUGGAGGAAGCUCAUGGAAAGCCCAACUCUGUAGAAGUGAACCCUGAGGAGCCGGAGAUGGAGAGUCUUUGCCCACAACUUGAUUCACUGGCUGUAAACACAGAGAAGAUUGAAGCUUCCUCUCCGGUUUCCUCUAUAGGGACCACUUAUUCUCAAGAGCUUUUGGACAUGUACACUCUAAAUCUGCAUCGCAUAGAUAAAGAUGUUCAGCGCUGCGACCGGAAUUAUUGGUACUUCACACCUGCUAACUUGGAGAAACUGCGCAACAUCAUGUGCAGUUAUGUUUGGCAGCACCUUGAAAUUGGAUAUGUCCAGGGCAUGUGCGACCUACUCGCUCCCCUGCUAGUUAUUCUGGAUGACGAGGCCAUGGCUUUCAGUUGUUUCACUGAACUAAUGAAAAGAAUGAAUCAGAAUUUUCCUCACGGAGGAGCGAUGGACACUCAUUUCGCCAACAUGAGAUCUCUGAUCCAGAUUCUAGACGCAGAGUUGUUUGAGCUGAUGCAUCAGAAUGGAGACUACACUCACUUCUACUUCUGCUAUCGCUGGUUUCUUCUUGACUUUAAAAGAGAGUUGGUGUAUGAUGAUGUGUUCGCUGUUUGGGAGACCAUCUGGGCUGCUAAGUGUGUUUCCUCCAGCCAUUUUGUGCUCUUUAUUGCUCUUUCGUUGGUGGAGAUCUACAGAGACAUCAUCCUGGAGAACAAUAUGGACUUCACUGACAUCAUCAAGUUUUUUAAUGAAAUGGCUGAGCAUCACAAUAUCAAGCAGAUCCUGACUCUGUCUCGAGACCUGGUGUGCAAAGUGCAGACACUUAUAGAGAACAAGUAGCUCUGAAACCUCUCGUGUUCACAGAUGUAUCCCAUCAGCCCUUACUGCAAAACAGGGAAUAUUUGACCAAAUCAGUUUCAAGUAGGUAUAGUGAAACAUUUACAAUGCCAACUAUUUCGAUCUACCUGCAGUCAGUCAGUGUGUAAUUAUUAAGAGUCGUUUGGCUCUUUGAUCAGGUUUUACUAAACAUCACAGUACAUUACAUUUUAUAAGUAGGUGCUGCUAACGAAUAACUGUAUGACACUGAAUUUGAUCUGGUCUUAAAUGCAGUCAGGAUUACUGGUAAUUUGUAGGCUUCUUUCAAAACCAAGUGAGCUGCCUUGCUAUUUAAUGCCUACAUUAACUGAAACAGAACCUCAAAAAAGACUAGGAUAACGUGAAACUGAUACGUAGCUCACACAAAUACUGGGUGACAGAGCCUGUGUUUAAUCAGAUUCAACUUUUUGACUAAUACUUAAGUAUUUAUUGAUAUUUCUUGCAUUGCCUACCAUGGAAUUAAUAGACUGACUCAUGUCGCGGUGCAUUCUGGGAUUGUUUUCUCCAUACAUGCAGUGCUGCCUUAGAAUCUGAACAGGAGGAACGUAUCAUAGAAGGCAGAAGUGUGCCUAUGGUGCCUUAAAAAUGCUGCCUAUGUAGAGCUCACUAGGUUUUGAAACAGAAAAGAAGUUCGGGACAGGUACAUUUUACUGCUAAAGCUGCCUUUUCACUAUCUCUGACAAGCAAAAAGCAGGCCAAAAGUCUUUUUUAUUUUGGAUCAGAUUUGAGCACCAUUUGGGUUAUGCGACUGUCCAACCAGAAAUGUUGUAUUUAAUAAGCGCUAUGUUAAUAUUACUUUAUUUUACCAGUAUUUUCCCUCUAACAUUAUCAAGAAAAUGCUGUUUCUAUAAAAUGCUGGUUAUGAAUAAGUCACAGAAUUUUUAUGUGAGAAUUAAUUGACCACAGGGGCUUGACUUGGAAUAGACCAUUUCAAUGUGGUCAUGUCACUGGCUCAUAAACAUUUCCUGCUUGUUAUCAAACUACUUCAUAACUGUAACAAGAGGCAAUUCAAUCAAAACUUGACGGUAAAACAGCUCUCAUAACAUUAUUUAUCAAUGUGUGGCUUUUUUUGGAUUAUCGGAAGCUAUGGAAAUUAAAAAUGUAAAACAGGAAAUACAUUGGGACCAUUGUUAUUGUUUACAUCCUUCAAAAUGGUGUAUACCUGGAAUAACCGAGGUGUAUUUUCUAUUAAUUCACUGGCUCAAUUAUUCCACUUACACCUAUGGUUAUCACUCCUAAAGACACUGUUAAAAAUGUUGUAUUUCAAGACAUUUGUCAGCUUUUGUCCUCAAAGUGCUCCUGUGUAUAGGACUAGUUUCUUACACGUCAUCCAGAACCUUCUGUUUUGUUUGGAUUAGGAUUUUUGACAGUUUUAAACAGUGAAAUGACUGAAAUCAUUCAGCAUAGUGACAUGGAACUGUAAUGUGGUUAAAAAUCUGACUGGAACAACUACUUAACCUGUGUGUUUAUCUAAAAAAAAACUGCCCAUCAUAGUUUAUUUCAAAUGCAGAUGUGUGGCAAGCAAGUGCAAAUAGAGAGCGAUGCGCUCUCUUUUUCCAGGCAGCAAGUUGAAAACAUCUCAACUUUACAGAAUGCCACUAGUGCACUAAACAUCGUGUGACAAGAGCCGACUAAUCAGCUUUUCCUUUUGUGUGUUAAACAUUUCAGUUAUAACAUAAUAAUUACCUCAACAAACACAGAGCAUGCAAACACUGCAGCACUUUUCUUCUUUUUUUAUGAAAAUAAAGCAUGUAUCAGAGUUAAAGCAAGGGUUUGUCAGUGGUGGCUCCUUGCACUGUGAAAAAUGUUUAGUCAGUUCAACAAAAAACAAAUACAAAACAUAAUUCUUAUUUCCUUUGGCUUUUUCUUGUUCACUCAACUUUUGAAAACAUCAGCUGCACUAACUUAAAAACUUUGUCAGUAAUACAAAAAACAUUUAGUUGGGUUAACAUCAGAUUAUUUGUUUCUGGAGAGGUGAACUAUGUAACAAAACUUUUAAGUUGUGCCAACUGAACAUUGUUUUGUCUGCAGAACUGGAAUGCCUGAAGUAUAUUAUCAGAACAAACAAACAUAGUUCAAUAAAAAAAAUAAAUAAAACAGAGACUAAUGUUGACAAAACAUUUAUUAAGACACAGAAUUAGAAACAGGACAGGAGGUAAAACAACAAUAACGAUAAACAAGACAAGGAUCAAAACAUGGCAGGACAAACAGGGAAACAUGCUUUGUAAUGCUGCACAUGUGAAGCAUGCCUUCCUGUUUUUUCAUUUAAACUAUGUUUGUUUGUUCUGAUAAUGUAUUAUUUCUUAGUACCAAUGUCCAAAAGAGUUUUUUUGUUCACUCAACUUCAGACAUUUUAGGUCAGUGCAACUGAUGUUUUCAAAAGUUGAGUACACGUCAGCGCCAAUUGUGUAGUGGUUAGUGUGUCGACACAUGGCAAUCCGGUGUUCAAGGCGACCCGAGUCCGAUUCCUGCCUCGAGGUCCUAUGCCGAUCCUUCACCUCUCUCCUCUGCUCAAACUUUCCUGUUUAUACUAAGUACUGUUCUAUCAAUUAAAGGUUAAAAAAAUGUGUAGUACACGAGAAAACACGAAAGGAAAUAAGGAUUAUGUUUUUUGUUCACUCACCUACGAAAAAUGUUCAGCUGGCCCAAUUUAAAGUUAAAGUUUUGUUACAGAGUAGUCUCUCCAGAAAAUUAAUAAUAUAAUGUUAAACCAACUAAAUGUUUUUGUAUUACUGACAAAUUAUUUUAGGUCAGUGCAGCUGAUGUUUUCCAAAAGUUGAGUGAACAAGAAAAAGCCAAAGGUAAUAAGGAUUACUGACUUAAAUUUUACAGUGGAGAGCACAGCUGAUGACUGGUAAGCAACAUCAGAUGCCACAGGAGCGCAAGUUGAAUUUGGUAGAGGAAACUGUGCGUCUCACAUUCUCCAUUUAGAUUUGAUGUGAUAUGUGAAAGACUCCAGGGAAUGUUCACCAGCCAAUCAAAAUCAAGCAUUCAACAGCCUCAUAGUAAAAGUAAGGGAUUGUUCUCGGAGAAUAAAGCCAUGCAUUCUUUUUCACGUAGGGCUCCUGUAUAAGUAUAAAGGACUUAAUUCUGCAAAAACAACUCGCUAGAUGUACACUAUCCUGAUAAUUACACCGCUGCUACUAUUUCUAAUGAAGUAAACAAUUAGACACAAAAUAAUGAUCUAAGCUCUAAUAGUUAACUCUUUUUUUUUUUACAUGGAAAGCUUGCCACAAGAUGGUGCCAAACAGUCAAGAAUGGUUAUGUGACAGAUAAGCAUGUAUGUGAAUAUAUUCACUUACAGUCAAGAUCAGAGGUGACCAAAGCAGGGCCCGCAAGCCAAAGUUGUCUCAUGGUAACCUUUGAUUUGGCCCACCAUCCCAUCUGAAAGGAGAGGGAGAAUGAUGGGGAGUUGGUUGAGGUAAAUUGCUUUGACAGAGAUCAUCAUUUCGUAUCGAACUAAAUCUUUUGUUUCUUUGUUUAAUUGAGGAGCUACAAAAAAAGCCAACUAAAAUUAAAUGUUUCAUUUAAAUGAUGUUAAUAAAUCAGACUUUUAAAAUGUAAAUACUGUCAGGUAGAGGACAAUGCACAAGACAUCGGUGAGCAAAUCAAGACAAAGGCAGAAGCAGCUCCACUAGCGUAUUCAGCAUUGAACUCCAUUGUGUUAUAAAUAGGAUUGUUUAUGUUUUUACUAUAAUAAGUUCAUUAUA